Alnus glutinosa is the source of this 1050-nucleotide messenger RNA. RefSeq names its product G-type lectin S-receptor-like serine/threonine-protein kinase At2g19130. Gene Ontology annotation, biological process: recognition of pollen. Bases 1 to 1050 code for a protein of 349 amino acids. The record is from RefSeq and is a predicted model, not a curated record. The transcript is spliced from 2 exons. NCBI's taxonomy places the organism in Eukaryota, Viridiplantae, Streptophyta, Magnoliopsida, Fagales, Betulaceae.
AUGAGGAGUAGGCCAUGGCUCUUAUUUUAUGUGCUUAUAAUCCUGUGUCAUUACAGACCAUGCUUCUCCAUAGAUGGUGAUACACUUUCACCAGGUCGAACGUGUCUUGUAUAUUUUGGGAGCGUUUCGACCAUCCAACCGAUACAUGGCUGCCAGAGGCAAAGCUUUGGGAUCGAUAACAUUACUGGAAAACCACAGCAGCUCAUUUCAUGGACAAGUUCAGAAGAUCCGGCACCGGGUCUGUUCUCGUUGGGGUUAGACCCAAAUGGAAGCAAUCAAUAUUUCUUAACGUGGAACAGAUCCCAAAUCUAUUGGACUUCUGGACUUUGGAAUGAAACAACUCUCGGCUUCACCUUUGUUCCUGAGAUAAGCCGGGAUUCUCGCUUCAUCUACGGUUUUCUGCCAAAUGAAUUAAAUGGAAGAUAUAUUUUUACAUAUUCUCUCCUCGAUCCUUUUGAUUUCCGUUCUAAAAUUGUGUUGAACUCAACAGGAGAGAUGCUGCUAAUGGUGUGGCUGUCUGGCCCUUUGGAAUGGACUUUAUUUCGGUCAUAUCCGAGUGAACUAUCUGAUGUGUAUGCUUCUUGUGGUGCAUUUGGCGUGUUCCAUGAGAAUUCCUCGAGCCCCUGUGAAUGUCUAAAAGGUUUUAAACCAUUUUCUAUGGAAAACACCGCACUAAAUGAUUGGUCAGGUGGCUGUGUGAGGAAAUCUCUUUUGGAAUGUGAAAAUAGUACGUUUUUGGAAGGAAGAGAUUGGUUCCUGAAAAUUUCAAACAUGCGAUUACCUGUUUACCCGAAAGCACAUUCCGCCAUGAGUGCUAGAAGAUGUGAACUGGAUUGCUUGGAAAAUUGUUCUUGCACAGCUUAUGCUUAUAAUAGGAGUGGGUACUGUAUGAUAUGGGAAGGAGUUCUUUUGAACUUAGAGCAACUCUCAUAUGGCGGCCCCGAGAGUAUUGGACAAGGUAUCUAUCUCAGACUUUCUGCUGCUGAGCAUCAAAGUCUUAUAGGUGAAAUGAAAUAUAGACAAAUUUAUGUUAUUUUCGUUAUGAACUAA